CUUCCUUAUCGCUCCUUCCUGAUCAAAGCAACACACAUCUUAUCACACAGGAUAAACAUGAGCGGAUGCAACGGCACCCUAGGACGGCUCCGUGUCCCGGUUUCGGAGAAAACGUCACCUUGCCACGUCGGCCAAACCCGCGUGCGAGAGUCGAGACGCCAGCGACCGCACAUUGCUUCUACCCAUCCCAUCAAAACAGAGAGCAUUCCGGAAGGGCUAAUGUCGCACAGUUCGGCCGUGUUGGGUUCCCGAGCAAUAGUAGUAGCUGUUUACCAGAUAAGGGGUGGGAUGCAUCGAGAUAAGCGGAUGUCCUGCGAAAGCGAGAGCGAGCGAGAGCAGGCGAGCACGGCUGAGAGUAUCUUGUCGCCCGGGAGAGCAGCCGCACGAAAGCUCAUCGUGUCGUCCUUUGCCCUGUCGAAAAAGCACACGCAGCAACCGCGCGGUGGCUGUGGCGGGCCCGAUCUUGCACGGGUUCGAACGAACUCGCGUUCAGUUACGGUGAGCAGCUCGUGCGAUACGGACCAGACUACGGGGCUUUCGUCGAGUGUCGUGCGCGUCCUGCGAGUGUCCUGACUGGCUGGCUGGCUGGCUGCUGUUGCUGCUGCUGCUGCGGCCCUGCUUUAGUACCUGCUUACCAGCGCCAUCGUCUACCCAGUGGGACGUCCAGUUUGAGCGAGUUUGUGUUUGUGUGUGUGUGUUUGAGUGCGUUUAGUGUGAGGUUGCGUUGAAUAAACAGGCUCCAGCAGGAGCCGUUUCACGGGCAGAUUUCGCCCGCUCCAUCUGCGCUCGGAUUUACAUCCCUUCGCACCCGUGAGCACCCGUGCCCGCAGUUGGUGGAUUUUGAGCAGGGAGUGAUGUUUAAUUGAAUUACCCUAUCAGCACAGUCGCACACGGGUUCGGGUUUUAGUUCGGUGCCUCUGCCUCCGCUACCAACAGUUGGUUCCGUGGAAGUGUGGGAGCUUCCGGGAGAGGGUGGGCAAGGUUAAGAUUUACGACCGUGCUGGGAGGAACAAGGGGCGAUUCCACCCUGUUUCGUUCCCUUGACCGCGUGCGUAUGUGUGAUAGUGCUUGAUGGUGUUUGUACGAUCAUUGGUGAGUGCGCUAGUUUUGAGGUGAGCAGCAAAACAGAAAAUUGAAACGUGUGCACAAAAGCGUUUUUCCAUUUUGAUUUCAUUACAAUUCCAUUUCCAUCGCGCGAGUGUAUGUGUGUGUGUGAGUGAGUGUAUGUAUGAGUGAGCUGGCCCGUUCAAUGUGUAUACACGUACUGCUCGUGUGAAAAAGCAGUAAAGGGGGAAAAGCACAGCCUCCUGUACUCGCACGUGGCUGCCACACCGUGCCACGUGGAGGGAAAAGUUGUCCCCAUUAGUGUCAGCGCCAGCAAACGCAAUACAGAACCCAUUUAUCCCGGAGCAUUUUGCGAAGGACGACGGCACAGGGCAGCGUUCAGGUGCCGGCUAUAAAUAUGCAAACUCCGCUACUGCUAAUGUCCGGAUGAACGCAACUCGAACGCGCUCCCAUGACAACGGUGCGCCAUUUGCACUAACGAUCCCCGACACUGGCACCAUGGUAAUGAGCUGAUCAUUCAGUAGCACUAAUUAAAUAAUGCAACACUAGGAGCGCACCAGUGCAGCGGGGUCUGUGCAGCGGUACAGGUACCAGCGUCGAUGCCACCCAGCUUGAAUCGCCCGUGUUCGCUCGUGCUGUGUGCGCCCAAAGUGAGCUAAUUUAUCAUUGACCGCGGAACAAAGCGGGCGCGGAGGCGAAAACAAAGCGAAGGCAAAAAAGGAACACAUAUCAAACGAUAUUUCGUGCUGGUGCUGGAGACAGAGCGGACACACAGACACACACACACACACGGCACACGAGUGGGGUAUGAAAAUCGCUACCCCCUACCGCCGGGGGUUUGCACUGCUGGGCUCAGCGGGCCAGGAACGGCUUCGAGACGUGCGCUAGCGGGCCGAGAGCGAACCAAUGGUCACCCACAGGAAGCCACCGUUCUACCGCAUGUGCAACGACGCCACCCAACGACGACUGCCGAUCUUUGCAGUGCUCUUCCUCAAUUUGUUCAUUGAUCUUACCACUAUCGAUGGUCACGUCCUUCCGCGUCCUCUAGCCACCAGUACCGUCACUACCUUCACGACCUCAACGUCCAUUCCCAGCACUACCAGCAUCAGCAGCACCACCACCACCACUGGCAGCACUGCAGGCGAGCGUAACUUUUCCACUGCUGGCAGCAAUACCGCGGGCACGAGUGUCACACCAUCUCUUCCAUCCCGCUCGGUACCGUUCGAUCUUUCCACCCUGACCAACAUCGCGCCAUUUGGUACGCGCACAAGUGCUACGAAUUUCUCCACUGAAUCAAACGUGCGCGCCAAUCAGCAUACCGGAACCGUGCCGUACGGUGAGAGCGAGGUGAACAACACUGCCGGCGGUAGGGUUUUGGUGGUCGUACCUGACAACUUUGCCAUCGGGCAGCUUCGCCAAGGAUUUCGAAACUUUGUCACACUGCUCCAAUCGAACCGGCCACCUGUGCCGAGCGACCGGAUCGACCAGAACGGUACACUGCUCGACAGUCUGAUCCAGUUCCGCCCCUGGCGAGAUAUGGUUGCGUUCGAGCGCUGGCUGGAGGAUCCCGCCUUCGCGACCGUGCUCUACAUGUCCGACGAAGGUGACAGCUUCAUUGGAUACUGUGACAGCCUUUCGACACACUUGUCAGCCAUCUACCGGAAGUCGGUGCUCUUCUGGCCGUGCCCGCGCAUGAAGGCGACGGAAAAGUUCAUUCCCUCUUACGAAACAGUUUCGUUCGCCGUGAAAAGCAUCGCGCAGCAGCUUAAUUGGACCGAAGCGGUCCUGCUAGCGACAGACGCUAACCGAGCGCUAUCGCUAGCGCUGGCCAGCAAUCUACACAUACCGUACACGAUAGCAAUGGAUGCGACCAGCAUUCCGUCCUCCUUCAACGAUAGCAAUGGAAAAGUGGUAAUCAUCUGUUCGUCCAUCAACUCCCCACAAACAAUCAGCGUAAUCAAUCAACUUAAGCAGUACAGCAGGACGAAAAUUCUGCUCCUCGACCUGGUCGGCACGAUUUUCAACAGCAACAACGUGCUGUACCGCCGGCUGGCCGAGAACGGUGCAGAACCGUUCGGCGAAGUGCUGCGCCACCGCCGCAACCUGCUCGUGCUGACAAUACUGACCGAAAAGUUUCGCUCCUUCCUGCACCGGCUGCACGGCGUCGAUCUCGGCGACUACAAACAUAUCAGCGAGAAUUUGCUGAAAAUACGGCUGAUGGACGACAAGCUCCCGCGGGACACCGGCAACGACGACGAUGGCGACGGUGCUGAUGGCUUCAACGCUACGACGGACGAUGCUGCAGCGCCCAGCGCGUACGGCGAUGAGCAGCCAGCGCCCGUGCCGGACCUCCCACCGCUUCUACCCCCUCACCCGCCCGAGAUGCUGCUCGAGCUGCUCAGCCUCGCCACGAACGGGACGAACGCGUCGGAAAGCUGCGACUUCCACUACCUGCUCACGCAAGUCGCCAACUGGUACGAAAUUCUCGCCCAAACGUUCGACACCGCCCGCUGCCAGACACUGUUCGGGAGCUAUUGCGAAGCCGGCGCAGGCCACGGUGCGGACAGUGCCGGCGACCGCAACCUUCACCAUCCAUCAUCGUCGCCGGUGAACAAUGAAACCGACCGCGCACUGGCGAACCGAUCGCUAGAAGCAACCAUCGAUGAAAUAGAGCGUUUCUGUGACCUCUUUCUCGCAAGCUACGACCGACUGCUGGCUGACGAGUUGUCCACCAUCACCACCACCAGUAGCAGCAGCAGCACAGCAAACGCUUCCUGGAGUUGGGGCGCUGAAGCGACACAAUCACCGACCACCGAUCAUCUGCUCAUGUUCGGGGAGCACUUUUACUUCUUCGACUAUCUGCUGGCGGUGGCAGAGGAUGCCCAGGCACGGGACGGCCCCGGGUACGGGCACCACCGCAAGUUUCAGUUCGACUUUGUAGCGUUCGACUUCAAAAACAUCUCCCACCACCGGACGGCCGUGAUGUGGCGCCCGUUUCUCAUCCUGCAGCAGAGCCAGCUGCACCGGCACCAGUUCAGCAUGCAUCCCGUACCGCCCGGGUACGCCGACUGGGUCGUGGAGGCAACGCUCGAGACGAUCUGGAUCUGCGGUGUGCUGUGCUGGGCGAUUGUCGGGCUGGUCGGGCUUAUCGCCGUCGCGAUGAUCGUGGGAAGCAUCGUGUUCAGCAUUGCGGUGCGAAACUACAUCAUCAAGACGCGCCUCUCGAAGGGACCGAACAAAAUCGUGCUCUCCCCGUCGGAUUUUGUGUUCCCGGUGGAUAUGCGAAGGGUUGACGAGGGUAUCGAGGCGAUGCUGUGCUGCUGGCUCCAGCAGCUGCAGGAAUUCGGUGGCCCCGAGGUGGAAAAGCCAGAUCUGCUGAAGGGAUCGAUUGGGUCGCUCAAGAAUCUGGGACUUCCGGCACCGACCAAGCCAAGCUCGGGCAGUGAAACGCUAAUACGGCACAGCACCGCAGCCAUCGAUCAUAAAGCACGGUAUAAUGGUGAUUUAGUGCAGUUGAAGGAAAUCCCAUCGAGCUCGGCAUCCCACGAGCUGAAAACGAAGGCAAUGGACUUGCUCGUGAUGGCGCACGGUUUACGACACGAAAACAUAAAUCCUCUAAUCGGCUGGCUCAACGAACCAAGCCGCACCGCACUCGUGUUCGAGCACUGUUCGCGCGGCUCCCUCCAGGACGUGCUCAUCAUGGACGAGAUCAAGCUGGACUGGUCGUUCCGGUUAAGCUUGCUGACGGACCUGGUGCGCGGCAUGCGCUACCUGCACGCCUCUCCGCUCCGCGUGCACGGUUCGCUCUCGUCGCGCAACUGCGUCGUGGACGCCCGCUGGGUGCUGAAAAUUACCGACUACGGCAUGCUGAGCUUCUACGAGGCGCAGGGCAUUGCGCCGGCACCACGCAACGCGAAGGAGCUGCUCUGGACCGCACCGGAAGCGCUGCGCGACUCCAGGACCUACCCCAAGGCGGGCACGCAACCGGCCGACGUGUACGCGUUCGGCAUCAUCAUGCAGGAGGUGGUGGUGCGGGGCGAACCGUACUGUAUGCUUUCGCUCACGCCGGACGAAAUCAUUGCGAAGAUCAAGAAACCACCGCCCCUGAUACGGCCCUCGGUAUCGAAGGGUGCUGCUCCGCCGGAAGCGAUCAACAUUAUGCGCCAGUGCUGGGCCGAGAAUCCCGAAAUGAGGCCUGAUUUCGCCACCAUCUGCGAGCGCUUCAAGCAGUUAAAUCACGGCCGGAAGGUAAACUUUGUAGAUACGAUGUUCCAAAUGCUGGAAAAGUAUUCCAACAACCUCGAGGAGCUGAUCCGCGAGCGGACGGAGCUGCUAGACAUAGAGCGGAAAAAGACUGAACAGCUGCUGAACAGAAUGUUGCCAAGCUCGGUGGCGGAAAAGCUCAAGCUCGGACUGGCGGUCGAGCCGGAAGAGUUUGCGGAGGUGACGAUCUACUUUAGCGACAUCGUGGGCUUCACCACGAUAGCGGCCCACUGCACGCCGGUCCAGGUCGUCGAUCUGCUGAACGAUCUGUACACCUGCUUCGACGCGACCAUCAACGCGUACAACGUGUACAAGGUGGAAACGAUCGGCGACGCGUACAUGGUGGUGAGCGGGCUGCCCGUCCGAACGCCCGACCAUGCCGAACAGAUCGCUACGAUGGCGCUGGAUCUGCUGUCCCAAAGUGGCCACUUUAAGGUGCGCCACCUGCCGGGCGUUCCGUUGCAGCUGCGGAUUGGGCUGCACACCGGUCCCUGCUGUGCCGGUGUCGUUGGGCUAACGAUGCCAAGGUACUGUCUCUUCGGUGACACGGUCAACACGGCGUCCCGGAUGGAAUCAACAGGCUCAUCCUGGAGGAUUCACAUGUCCCAGCAGACGUGCAAUUUGCUGGAGAAAGCCGGCGGAUACGUAAUCGAGCCCCGGGGGCCUAUCGAAAUCAAGGGCAAAGGCAAGAUGCACACGUACUGGCUGCUGGGAAAGAAGGGCUUCGACAAGGCACUGCCCCCGCCGCCACCGAUCGGGGAAUCGCACGGGCUUGAUGUGGCAAUCCUGAAGCAUUCCCUCUUCCAGUCGCAGCAGAACCACGGUGCCAAAAUCAAUAACGCCUCCAUCCAGAGCAACACCUGCUCGACGGCGAACCACUCGUCCAGCCAUUCGCCCUCGGUCGCGGGCGAGUCGAUCGAUGUGAAGGUGGAAAUAACGCCACCCGUACCGCCCAGCCUCGACCCCGGUCAGCAGCAGCAACCGGGCCAAGACACGGCAGCCGUCCUCUCGACCUCGUUCUCCAUCGAGUCGAGCUCGAGCAACAACACGUUCACGCUUAACCUUGGCGAGUUUGGGCAGCCGAAAGCGUCCCCACUGCCCAGCCCGCAGGCCCGCAAGCUGUCCGAGGUCAUCGCGGACGGGUCGUUCCUGAGUGCGGGCGCGACCUUUGACCGCCUCAACCCGUCGCCAUCGUCCGCGUCCGCCAGCUCGACCCGCCUGUUCAAGCGCAUCGAGGAGCUGAUCGACCUCAGCUCGCCGUACAACUACUACAAGUGCUUAAGCCCGAGCGAGAACAAUCUGUCCCAGUGCACGGAGUCCCGGUACGGCAGCUACCAGCUGCGCUCGGACAGCUGCUCGAGCAAGCCCGGCUCGACGCGCUUCCUGCGGCGCCAGUUCAGCCUGGACAAGGACGACGUGGGCCCGUCGUCAGGGGGCCACGGGGCGGCGACACUCAGCGCCAAGGCAACGCUCGACACGAUCUCGUCCAUCUCGGUCGACCGGGAGCAGCUGGCGCGGAUGGGUACGCUCACCUCGAUCCCGUCGAUCAGCUCGACCAACUCGGCGACGCUGCCGGGCGGCGGGCAGAAGCAGCGCAGCCUCGCAAUGCACCGCCAGCAGUCGGCCAGCGUUGCGCAGGAUUUGGAGAAGAUCGAAGAGAUCCCGCUGUCACCGCAGUCGUUCAUCAUCAAUCAUACCGGUGGUGGUGGCGGUGGAGGCAGCAGCAGCACGUCCAGCCUGCAGUCGGAGGUGAACGAACGGGGGCGAUCGUUCCGGAAUGGGGCGAGCACGGCACCGAACGGGCACAGCGGGAAGGAGCUGCGGCUCAGCGUGGAAGCGCUCGGGCUUCGGUGAGUGCACCAGGUCAGUACGGUGUCGUUGCUGUAACGGGCGCCGCGGGACGGGUGAAAAAACAAAAACAAAACAAAACUUUGACUGAACUACAACAAACGGCAGACAAGUAAGCACUCACACACACAUUCGCUCUCUACCAUGUAAGCUACGUAGGUCGAAGAGGGAGGGAUGAAGCUCGCGCAAGGUGGCCACGGAUGUUACCCGUGAGCGCUAGAUAGAUAUUAUUUACACUGUAUACGGUGCCAAGCGCUAGCACGUGUUCAAGCAUGCGGCU
This is a messenger RNA of Anopheles coluzzii, 7456 nucleotides long. RefSeq lists its product as uncharacterized. The record is from RefSeq and is a predicted model, not a curated record. Gene Ontology annotation, biological process: receptor guanylyl cyclase signaling pathway; intracellular signal transduction; protein phosphorylation. NCBI's taxonomy places the organism in Eukaryota, Metazoa, Arthropoda, Insecta, Diptera, Culicidae. Bases 1972 to 7182 code for a protein of 1736 amino acids. Gene Ontology annotation, molecular function: protein kinase activity; peptide receptor activity; guanylate cyclase activity. The transcript is spliced from 16 exons.